AUGUUUGCUCAAUUUCGUACUGAAGGGUUCAAUGGUUACUCGACCAAGUGGAGUCCAUUUUUUGAAAAUAAACUUGCUGUUGCAAGCGCAUCAAACUUUGGUUUAGUAGGUAACGGAAGACUCUUUAUCAUGGGCGUUCAAGGAAUGAAUAUGACGGUGGAAAGAGCUUAUGAUACACAAGACGGUUUAUACGAUGUUGCUUGGAGUGAAGUGAACGAGAAUCAGCUUGUCGUGUCAAGCGGUGAUGGUUCAAUCAAGAUGUGGGAUACUACGUUGGCAGAUUAUCCAAUUCAGAAUUGGCAAGAGCAUCAACGCGAGGUGUUUUCAGUUGAUUGGAAUUUGGUAACAAAGGAUGUGUUUUCGAGUGGUUCAUGGGAUCAUACGGUCAAAAUUUGGAAUCCUCAAGCACCAAGAUCAUUACAGACAUAUACAGAACACACUCACUGUGUCUACAGCACUGCAUGGUCUCCUUAUAGUCCUACUCGUCUUGCUUCAGCUUCAGGAGAUCAAACCGUCAAAAUUUGGGAUACAAAUAGCCCUCGAUCCAUUCAAACACUGCGUGCUCACAAUAACGAGAUUUUAUCUCUUGAUUGGAACAAGUAUCAGGAUCAUAUGCUGGUAACUGGGUCUGUUGACAAAACAAUCAAAGUAUGGGAUCUGCGUCGCCCUGAUAGAGAGGUAAUUUGCCUUCCGGGUCAUGAAUUUGCUGUCCGUAGAGUGCGUUGGUCGCCACAUCGACCCAACAUUCUAGCAAGUGCUGCCUAUGACAUGAGUGUUAGAUUUUGGGAUACAGCAGCACCUCCUGGCCAGAACCUGAUUUAUGUACAUGAUGCGCACACCGAGUUUGUACUUGGCCUUGAUUUCAAUUUGUAUGUGGAGGGGCAAGUGGCAACUUGUGCCUGGGAUGAAAAGGUGAAUGUAUUGGUGCCACCACCACUUUUACGGCGAUAG
Molecule: messenger RNA, 951 nt
Organism: Mucor velutinosus
Lineage: Eukaryota; Fungi; Mucoromycota; Mucoromycetes; Mucorales; Mucoraceae
Exons: 5
Coding region: 1-951 (316 amino acids)
Biological process (GO): protein import into peroxisome matrix
Cellular component (GO): peroxisomal matrix; cytosol
Molecular function (GO): protein binding
Source: RefSeq, a predicted model, not a curated record